UUUUGAUCCUAGAAAAUAUUGUAUCCGAUGGCCUCGGUAAGUGUAUUGCACUCAGGUUUUCGCCAAGCUGCAAUUACAUCCUUUGAUCGUUGUCAUUUUUGUGGUUUUCAGACAAGUUCGAACGUCGAAAAUCUUCAUCCCCAAAUCAUCAAGCAAGUUUCCAAAGAACUAACCAGUUUAACAAACGAUCCUCCAGAAGGGAUUAAGGUUUUUGUCAACGAACAGGAUAUAACAGACAUUCAAGCAACGAUAGAAGGACCUGGUAUGGUUUUUUCGUGACGUUUUUGCUUUUGAAAUCUACGUAUUUUCUCUCUUAACAGAGGUGGAAUGGUCAUGGUGUAUAAACUUACCCUGCGAAGGCGGCUAUGCAUUUACACCAGUAAAGAUUUGUAUUCUCUUGAUUGAUCGCCACCCACAUGUAAAAUGUAAAAAGUCAGCUUGUUUGUUUUCCGUGUCUCUUUUUUAGCCGGUACACCGUAUGAAGGAGGACUUUUUCGUGUGAAACUCGUUUUGGGAAAAGAUUAUCCAACUGCUCCUCCAAAAGGUGAACUUAAGUUUAUACUUAUAAAGAUCAAUAAAUGCUUUUGAGCUUAGUAAAUUUACGUUUUGAAGUAGAUCUGUUUUGCAACUCAGUUUAACAUAGCGUGCACUGCGUGUAACAGUUACAUGUACAUUCAGUCACAUUUUGUAUUGGUUGUAUUUUGUUGGUUGUCAGAUCAUGAAUCAGCAUUCAAGUCUUUCAUUUAAGAAUAUCCCGUACAUUUCAUUUUAUUAACCACAGUUUCUACUAUUAAGCAUUAAGUAUAUGAGCUUACAUGCACAAUAAUAAUAUUUUACUGCGUUGUUGGAAGAAAAAUUCACUUAGCAUGUGUAGUAAAUAAUUCUUUAGUUAAUCAUAGUUUGUUUUGUAGAACCAGUUUUUGGCCUUAACAAUCUCUAAAAAUUUAAGACUUCUGUUGGCUCUGCUACAUUAUUGUGUGAAAACUCUCCUUUUUCAGGUUUUUUCUUGACUAAAAUAUUCCACCCAAAUGUGGCCAGUAAUGGAGAAAUCUGUGUUAAUACACUCAAAAAAGACUGGAAACAAGAUCUUGGAGUGAAACAUAUUUUACUGGUAAGUCUAUUAUAAUACUAUGUUGUUGUUAUAUUGGCGUUCUGAGAACUGCAGGACCUUUUUUGUUUGCGUAUCAUGCAGGCUUAUUUAUGAGGGCUCAAACAGUCAGCUAGUUUGACUGCCAGUGCCUAAAAAAUUUUCUUUGGCAAGCAAAAAAUGGUCUUUCUUGCCAGCUUGACCAGCUAGUCACUAUGUUAUGUCUAUUAGUAAUAACACUUAGUGAGGCAACCAAAAACUAGUAACAGUCUUAUUAUGUCCCAUACCUGCAAAAAAAGUAUCAUUAAAGAAACCAGACACACUAUUUAUCAAAGAUAGCAGUGGGAAGAACAAUGAGACUAGCCAGGUAUCCCCGUGGAUGGGCAGGGCAGAAUGACAUUGGCAGACAAAAGGUUCACAGAGGCCUGUCGACCUACUAAGUCCCAUCUAUGCCUGGAGAUAUUGAACUUUGGAAACUGGAAUGUGUAUACAAUGUUUGCAAAAAAAAAAAAUUGGCAAGGCAGUGCAAGUUACCAAGGAGAUGUGCGAAUACAGCAUCGACAUACUAGGAAUACAUGAGUGUAGAUGGACUGGUUCUUGGGUUUGAAAAAAGUCCCAUCUGUUAGUCCGGGACAAGUAGAUUUUCUUGCUGCGUAAGUAAUGUUUAACCCUUUAAACCCUAAGACUUAAGAGUGAUCAGUACCAAAUUUCUCCUUGUAAUAUCAAUGCUUUAUAAUUAUAAUACAAUGCUUUAGGAGGGUGAACCAAGUAGGGGACUACGUGUCCUAUUGUUCUCUCCCCUGUACAUUGUACGAAUCUAUAAAUAAAUAAAUAAAUAAAUAAAACAGAGUGGUCAAGAGAAUUAUGGACAUGAUCACACAUGAUGAAUAUGCUUGAUAUUUUAUCAACUUCUCCCCACUACUUCUUAGGGUUUAUAUAAGGGUUAAAGCUUACUUGGCUGAUGGGCAAGGGUCCAGGUAAGUUAUCCUCUAACAAAAUCAUUUAUUAAGACAUGCCAGAAGUGGCUCCGAACACACAAAAUGUGAGACCACCUUGAAUUCAAUAUUUUUCAAGCCCUGGAGAAAUGGUUAUGUUGUCAGGCAGAGAUCCAUGGUAGUGGAGAUAUACAAUGAUGUCCAAACUAGCAAAGUCAUGCUGGAAUAGUUGCCAUUUGAUGAGCACAUUAAAAAAGCAUGUUUCUAUUCCAAAUACAUGAAGCCAACCUUUAUUGAAGUCUUGAGUGCCAACAAUGGAAGCUGAGGAAAACGAGAUCGAUCAUUUCUAUGAGCAGCUCCAAAUGUCUUGGAAGCUGUUAGAAAGCAUGAUAUGCUCAUCUUAUGUGGUAAUAUGAAUCCUGCAGUUGGGGCUUCAAACCUUAACAGAGUAGGGAUAAUGGGAGCUCAUGAAACAGGCAAUAUCAGCGAUAAUGACGGGAAGCUCGUUGAGUUUUGCGAGAUGAACAGCUUUGUCAUCACUGUUACCAUAUUCCCUCACAAGGAGAUGCUCAAGACCAAAAAAAAAAAUGAUGGACAUCCCCCUAUGACAGAUAUCACUAUCAGAUUGAUCAUUUUCUCAUUGACAAGUUCUCCAGGAAGUCUGUCUCAUUCUGUGAUACCAGGGUUGUUUGGGGUGUAUAUGGAUGCCUAUGAUCAGCAUCCUGUGUGAAACACUAUAAAUCUCAAGUUAAAGAGGACAAACCCGCCACCCAACUCCAGAACCAGAAGCGAGGAAAGUAAGCUGCAAAUCCAAGCAGUCAGGAAUGUUUGUUCUGUCAUGCUAGGAAAUGAAUUUGCAGUCCCUAAGGUGACAGAUGAAAAUGCAAGCUAUUAAUGCACAAGGGAAUCAUUUCAGCUAGGCAUUCAGCAGCACCGCUGAAAAAGUCCUUGGUAGGAAGAAGAGGAACUCCAAACCGUGGAUAAUUCCCGGUCGAUCUUGGUCAACUGUCAAGGAAAGGAAAAAAAAAUGAAGAGCAAGAUAGCUAUAUAAUGCAAGAUCAAUGAGAAUGCAUCAACAACUGAGCCAGAGGGUGUAGUACAAAGCAAAGAUAAGGAUGUGAAAUCUAGGUUAAGGACUAAUUAGAGGGUUUAGUUGGAAAAUCAGGGACAAAUUGCAGCUGAGAACAGAAACAUGAACAGGGUUGCCACGGUCAGGGAAAAGUCAGAGAAAACUGAAAAUUUUUUAAGGUCAGGUAAAAUCUUUGGUAUUGUCAAAGUCAGUGAAAAGUCAGGGAAUUCUGUUUUCCGGUUUACAGUUCAUAAGUUUUCUUUCACUUUGAAAUACUUUUUCUUUCGGAAAAAACAAAAAGUAUGCUGCAAAGCAAGCAAAGUGAUAAAAUUUAUAGACACUCUAUGUCUUACACAAGUAGUAGUUGUGGUAAGUGGUUUUUGUUGUGAAUGCUUUCUUCCAAAGAGAAAACUAUCGAUGGCCUGCAAAAAAAGCUAAGGAGAAUGUAAACAUAGAGAAGGUCAGUGAAAACUGUUUAAAGGUCAGUGAAAAUUCAGGGAAUUUUUAACUUUCUGAUGAGUGGCCAACCCUGAUGAAGACCUUAAUGACAUAUAACAUCACUAAGCCACUGUAGUAGCACAAUCAAGGACAAAAACAGAAAUACUAUAUAGUGGAGGAAGGCAAGCCACUAGAACAGUGGAAGUGCUGAACAGUGUUCCACCAAAGAACCCCACCUUGAUCGACUUCUACCAAAUGCAGGAAAUCAAUCUAGUAUCAGCGUAGAACCCAUCAGUCUGAAGGAAUUCCAGGGAGCAAUGCUGCAAAUCGGAUAAUGACGUUAAUACAGUGGCCCAGCUUUGAAAGGUGGAUCUGGAUAUGUCAUUACACAAGUUACAGUGUAGACAGCAUCAUCAAGUAAAAAGAUAAAGGAAAAGCAACCACAUUUUACGUAGACAAUUUGUGACAGUGUAAUAACUGAUAAACUUCUCCAUCAAUGCUCUGUUUUAAGGGUAUUUAAAGCUAGUCAAAGCUACAGAGAAAGAAGAGAAGUUGAAACAAGGAUGUAAUGUCACCAGGGAUCAAACUCGGGACCUUGCGUACCGAAGGCCGCACUAACCAACUGUGCUACCCUUGCUCAAUAUGUUUGGGAGGAGGAGGUGAUCCUGGGUCAAGCAACUAUAACGACUGAGAAUGCCAAUACCUGAAUAAGGUGGAAGUUAAUGAAGCCUCUAGAAGAUCUUCUAAAGCUGCACAGCAAAUGCAGACUGAGAAAACCACCAACUUUAAGACACAGCGUUAAGGAUCAGCUUAAAAAAUCGGCAGAAAGAAGAAGGGAGUCCUUAAUAAGGUCAAUUGGAGAGGAAAAGCUGGUUGACUGAUGACAAGGCGAGGUUGUAGACUUUAUUUACUUGGGUGCAGUAUUCAGUAAUAAGGGAGGAGCAAACAAGGAUAUGCAGAACUGACUGGUGAAAGCAAAGUCCUCAUUUGGCAGGCAUCUGAAGUUCCAAAUGGUACAGUAUGAUCAAGAUGUACAACACACUAGUAAAAUCAGUCUUACUCUACAGUAGCGAGACAUGGAAGAUCAACAUCACUGACAAUGAAAAGUUGGACUUGUUCUAACACAAGCGCCUCGAGAGGAUUUUGGGGCGUAUGUGUUGUCUAUUAAUGGGCUAAACAAAUUAUACAGAUGUGAAAGGAUAAGUAUAGCAUUGAAGAGGAGAUGCUUCAAAUGGUUUGGACAUGUCCUGUGUAUGUGGACAGGACAUCACCGUGUCACUGCACUGUCUUGGACUCCUGAUAAAAGGCAAAAAGUUUUUUCAGAUGCCCUACGAUAAUGUAGGGCAAAAAUGGAGAGAGUGGUUGCAGGAUAGGGGUUAAGGGACCAAGCAAGAACUUGUGCCAGGGAUGGGGUAGUUUGGGAGGGGGGUGGGGGAAGUGUGGAAAGUGUGGAGGCCUUAUGUGCAGCAGAGCGCAAAGAGGCAAGGUCAGGUGAUUGUUCGAAAUCGCACCAUUGUGUAAAAUCUGAAAUCCUGUAUUGCUGACGUCAAUCAGCAUAGCCUCUAAAAUGUGUAAAGGUAAACUAAUUAUGUGAACUAAGUAUGUGUAAGUGGACUGGGAGAAUGCGUUUUAACCAGCAUAGGAUGACUUGGGCCUGCAUUAGGUGUACAUGAAUACACAUAAAGUCAUAUGCAUUAUUUCUUUCUUCCUUUUUUUUGUGCUAUGAGCCUCACAUUAAAUUUUACAAACAGGACAAUGGUGAUCUGAAGAUCAGCCAUAAAAUUGUUUCUGGGCCAGUGAAUAAUUAAGUAGAUCACCUACUAAUCUGCCAGUGGCCAUAAAGACAAAAGGAGAUUGUGAGCAUUUUUCAUAGACUGUAUUAUGCUUUCAUAAGCUGGUAUUGAUCACCAACUCAUUCUCUGUUGUCCUUGCCCCUUGUGCCCUGCACAUAAUUCAUAAGUUAUCUUCUGUUACUGAAGGACAUUUCUUAUAAUUGGCCAAUCAAUUAUUUCCCACUUGAGUUAUCUUCACUGUUCCCUAAUCAUUAUCUUUGUUUCUAGUCAAAAGCCUGGGGAUGCCUGAUGGCAAGUGAGAAUCAUUUAAAUGAACUUUUGUGCGUUUCUUUGUGAUGAUUUGGAUCAAGGAUCACUUGGAUCAAGGUUCAUGAAAGGAACCGACAAAUCCACUCUGGGCAAAGAUUCAUCAGUUCCUUUGAUGAACCAUGAUCAGAGUGCUGGUCAUCAUCACUGAUCUUGAUCCUGGUUAUCCUAAAGGAAUACACCCAGAGAGUGUGAAUGGUGCAAGUAUCUUAAAAAUCAUCACUCAGAACUAAAUUUUACUUGUUAUUUCAUAUUCUAAAAGGCUUAGGAUGUCUCCCUUGUUGUUUACAUUACCCUGAUACCACCUCCCCAUUAUUGUGACCAGGUUUUUAUAGCCCAAUGUUGAUUGUAUUGAUUGGGUUCCACUAUAAUAGACUAUAGCAAAUUCUUAGAUGUAGUGAAUGCCCUAAUUCUAUGCCAGUUUUUGUAACAUGGUGUGAAAACCCCGCUUUAAAGCUCUGCCUUUUAUUUUUUCCUACAGACUGUCAAAUGCCUUUUAAUAGUCCCAAAUCCUGAGUCAGCUUUAAACGAGGAAGCUGGCAAGCUCUUACUAGAGAAGUAUGACGACUACUCAAAACGAGCACAGUUGUUUACUGAUAUUCACGCAAAGAUCAAGUUAAAAGCGGAAAGCUCAGAGAAGGGAGAUGGAGUAGAAGUGAUGAUGCAAGGGAUCAAAAGAGCCAGUGACAAAGCCCUGGAUAAGAAGAAAAAAGAGAAAAAGAGGGCACUGAAAAGACUUUAACAGAUGCUAAAAGCUACUAUGGAAAUUGCAAACUGAAUUUAUCUAGAUUGUCUACUGUACAGUGUAAAUAAAUAUCAAAGCUGUGUCCUUAUAAUCAAUAUGCAAGGAAAUUAUGCCAUAUUGGUGUUAAAGUGACUUGGACUGUUGGACAUAGCCUGUGCAGUCAUUUCCUUUCCAAUGCACCUAAAGUGCAAGAAAGUAGAAAAAGUGGGAAUUUUACAUGGGAGGAAGAGAAGGAAACCUGUGGCAAGCCCAGACAUUUUGAAAAACGCCAAGCAUUGCGAUUGAUCACUUACUAUAUGCAUUGUAAAUUUAUUGUGGUCUAUAAAAAGAUCUACAUAAAAUCUGGUUUGUCUGGACAAUUUUUAGCAGAAACAACAGGGCAGUUGCAAGUCUUUUUCUCC
This is a messenger RNA of Porites evermanni, 6774 nucleotides long. NCBI's taxonomy places the organism in Eukaryota, Metazoa, Cnidaria, Anthozoa, Scleractinia, Poritidae. The record is from the annotation of a GenBank genome assembly.